AAGGCAGAAGGUUGUCAGCUACUUCUCGGUGUACAGUGAGUCAAAGCUGACAACCUUCUGCCUUUGUUGGAGUUUUUUUUUCUAACGGAAAUGUUUUGGGGUUUUUACUGCCUCCACUAAGCAAAGGUCUGUUUUGGACACUGUGGCCGGUAUGCCAGUAAACUGCCAAGCAGCCUUCCAGGCACCAGGGCAGCGUGGGGAGUUUAGGGGCUAGCUGGCCUGCUGUACCCCCUGUUAAGGGUGGCAGCUACUCUGGCUGCUGGGAUGCUACGGAAGAACAGCAGCAGCGAUGGUGGUGGUGGUGGUAUGACAAAGCACGCCCAGGAACUUUCACAGCACCGCUCGAAGCCCCUCACAGAAUCUCUCUCAGCUGGAUCCACCAAGACCUGGGAUAUGGGCCGUAGCUCUAAGAACCCCAACCCUCUGAGGAGCAUGGGGCUUACGUCCCGCCUGAUGGGGGCACCAGGAGUGGACCCAGAGUAUGUAAUGCAGCUGGUGAAUGAUGUGCGGGGGUUCGCUGAUGUGCUACUCAACCUCAAGAAUGCUUUCCAGUGUAAAGAAAACCUGGAAGGUCUUCAAGAGGUGGUGCAGGAACGGUUAACAGAAUUACUGCGUGUCCUCAAGGCUGUCAUUGCGAAACACCAGACCCUCAACUCGGUAGACAUCCUAGGAGCAGCUGGCACGGUCAUUGCCAAGGUCAAAGGCGUUAACUUCAAAGAAGUGAACCCAGAAAACAAAAACGCUGUUUUUGGCGAGAUCCACACAUCCAUUGACACUUUGGCAUUCACAUUCGGCAAUGUAGUUUCUGACUUCCUUAUGGGAGAUGUGGACAGCAGCUCAGGGAUGGGGAUCCCCCAGCCCAGGAGAAGCAAGUCUUUUGACAACCUCUUUGUGGAUCCUGAGGAAUAUGUUUUGGGGAAAAGUGAUCUUGUGGGCCCAGAGGUGUCACUGUCAAGAGAGGAAGAAGUUGAUUUGACCUUGUUGAAGAAUGAUAGUGGUGUGGAGUCUGCUCUACUUUAUGCCAAGGCCUGGUCCAAGUAUAUUAAAGACCUUCUAGCCUGGAUGGAGAAACGGCUAGCCAUGGAUAUUGAGUAUGCAAAAAGCUAUACUAAAAUUGCGGAGUCUGCAAAGACGCUGGCCAGUCAGCAGGACUACAUGCCAUUCAGUGAUAUCUACGUUUCCACAUUCAAGAACGACAUUGAAUACAACCAGCAGCUUAUUCAAACUGCAGUGGCUCUUCAAGCCAAUAAAUUCAUACAGCCUCUUCUGGCCCGCAAGAAUGAACUUGACAAGUUGAGGAAAGACAUCAAGGAGCAGUGGCAGAGGGAGCAAAAGAAAAUGCACGAGACAGAUGCAACCUUGCGUAAGGCUCGAGCGCUGAAGGCCCAGCGGAGAGAAGAAUACCAGAAGGCUCAGUCAUCUACAAACCGCUCCCAGGAGGAGCAGUCUAAUGCCGGGAACAAACAGCUGGAGAAGAAGAGGAAGCUAGAAGAAGAGGCUCUGCAGAAGGCAGAGGAGGCCCAGGACCAGUACCAUAGCUGUAUGGCUGACGCAGGCGUCAGAAGAAUGGAUCUAGCCAACGCUAAGAGCACAAUACUCAGUCAGAUUCGAGAGACAGUCUUCCAGUGUGACCUCACCCUCAAAGCUGUGACAGUGAACUGGUUUCAGAUGCAGCAGGCGCAGACUGUGUCACUACCUGCCCACUACCAAGCCCUGAGUGAGAGUGCCAAGUUGUAUUACCCAGGCGAAUGCUACGCUGAGUUUGUCCGUAGCCUGCCGAAAAAUCUGCCAAAAGAGUGCCUUCACUCAGACUCCAUCUCCUCUGACAAUACCAGGUUUAUGUUCAACAAAAGGUCAGUGGGCAGCACUCAUUCCUCCCAUGGCAACCUGUCGCAGGCAUCAAUCACCUCUGGUGACGUGUUGAGCGGAGAUGAAGUGGACAAUCCCCUACAUCGACCUGCAAAGAUAAGUGAGCGAAGGUCCAUCAGCAGCACAGACAUACAAGCACUGAAAAGCCAAGUACCACUGAGAGCCUGGGCCUCUAGUAGUCAGGGAAGCCAGGGUGGGAUGUGCAGUGACUCGGAGAGUGCUGGAGGCAGCAGCGAGUCAAGGUCCAUGGACUCUCCUACUGCCAGUCCAGGUGACUUCAAGCGAAGGCUGCCCAGAACUCCUUCCACUGGGACCAUGUCCUCUGCUGAUGAUUUGGAUGAGAGGGAGCCACCAUCCCCCUCAGACAAUGGUCUGGCAGAGAUGGUGACAGAGACGGCUAGUUCUCCUGGCCCCUUCCGAAAUGCCCAGAUGUCCAAAGCUGCUCAAACCCAUAAGCUAAGAAAACUACGAGCCCCAUCUAAGUGCAGAGAGUGUGACAGUCUGGUUGUUUUCCACGGAGCGGAGUGUGAGGAGUGCUCUCUGGCUUGCCAUAAGAAGUGUCUGGAAACACUCGCUAUCCAGUGUGGUCACAAAAAGCUACAAGGCAGACUACACCUGUUUGGUAUUGACUUUGCCCAAGCAGCAAAAAACAGCUCAGAUGGUAUCCCCUUUAUUAUAAAGAAGUGCACAUCUGAGAUUGAGAGUCGGGCCCUCAACAUCAAGGGAAUUUAUCGUGUGAAUGGUGCCAAAUCACGCGUUGAGAAGCUCUGUCAGGCAUUUGAAAAUGGAAAGGACUUGGUUGAGUUGUCUGAACUCUCACCUCAUGACAUCAGCAAUGUCCUCAAACUCUACCUGAGACAGUUACCAGAGCCUUUGAUCCAAUAUCGAUUCUACAACGACUUUAUUGGCCUGGCCAAAGAGUGCCAGAGGGUCAUUGUGGAGGAGGCUGAUAAACUUAAGAGCACCCAACCAGGAGAGAAAGGUGGGCCAAGCAUCCAGUUGAACAGAGUCAUUUUCAAGAUCAGAGACCUACUCUGCCAGCUGCCUGCAGCCAACUACAGGACUCUGCGCUACCUUAUUGCACAUCUGAACAGAGUCACUGAACAGGCGGAGGAGAACAAGAUGACUGCGAGUAACCUUGGCAUUAUAUUCGGCCCCACACUGGUGAAGCCACGACAGACAGAUGCUGAGGUGUCCCUGUCCUCCCUGGUGGACUACCCCUACCAGGCACUGAUGGUGGAGCUACUAGUGCGAAACUUUCAGACAGUGUUUGCUGUGUCACCCCCACCUGUUUGCGACAUCUCCACCACUAGCCAGGCAUCCCCCAAACUCACCCCGCAAGAGAAGGUGAGGCAGCUUGGCAGACACUCUACCUCCCUGAUGGACAUCAAAGAAAGUGCCAAAGUUUACAAAAGAUACUCAUCAGUAAUCCCAUCCUCACACAUCCUGGAUGAGAUGCAGGAGGCCCAGCCAGGAACAGACAGAACAGAGGUCUCUGCCUUGGACAGACUCAAUGGAAUCCAGACUUCUAGUGGAGAAGUUCAAAGGUCAAACCUAGUGUUUGGCCGUCCCAGCACCACCGUCUCCUCCAUGUCACCGAAGGUCCAGCUACGCACCCAGCGCACCAGACACAUAUCUCGACCAAUCAGCAUGCCGCUGGAACGCCUGCCCACCCCUGCUCAGAUCAGUGAGAGGAAUAACCGAAACACUGCUGAUAAUGUUGAUGCAGGCUCUGCUGUGCGGGACACCAUCGCUGAAACUAUACAGGAGAUACCAGAGCCAGAGAAGGCUCGCCAGAGUGGUUCAUCCAGGGUUAGCACCUACUACAUCACUCCUUUUAUAGACACUCAGACUAUGCAGAGGAGAACGUGGGACAGGAAGUACAAGCACUAUGAUGUUACACCCAGGACUGCUAUGAUAGUUGCCAACCUGCCAUCUGCCAGCUCUGGAGUACAGCCUGUAAAGGCAACAGUCCCUGUCACUGCUGGCCCAACUGUAACCACGGCCUCUGUGGUUCCUACCACAAGUAGCGUUACUACCAUAUUUUCAAGAAACGCCUACACAAUGCCGGUCAGGCCUGUUUGGACGUCUAAAAGGGAAAAUGACACAGAAAAUUCAGUCAGUGAGUGUAGCAGCUCACCAAACCUUCUAUUAACUCUCAGGGCACCAAGGACUCUGCAGCCUCCUCCAGGAACUUUCUACAAGCCCCCUGUUUCCAUUAUUAACAGAGCCAGGACACUUCCAAACUGGACUACUACAGUAACCACUAUCACCACCACCACCAGCACCUCCUCACUUGCCCCCACCAGCCAUGCCCAAGUAGCCUCCCUGUCCCCUGCCCUUAAAAGCCCCACAGAGACACGGCUCCAGUCACAGGACUCCACCGACAGUGCCAUUGACCCCGGGGUCUCGACUUCUGCAACCCUUUCACCCUCCCAGUCUCCACCUCCCAGCAGCCCAGACGACCUCAGCCCCAGUGAGUCCAAACCUAUCUACCAAAGACUGCGACCCCGGCGGCUGCAGGAGCUUGAGCACAGAGAGGCUCAUUUUGUCUGACACCAAAAAACGUAUAAUGUGUGUAAAUAUUAAUGUAUCUGUGCCAUAGUGUAUACUGAGGCAAACAUUUUUCUCAACAAGCUGAGACUGUGAGGAAAAGCAGCCCUGUGAAAAUAAACCAUGAAAGUGUUAUAAGUACUAAUAUAUUCAAUUUUACAUGUUAAAGUCAUGGUGUCAACAGUGGUUGGUCUUAGCAUUCAAAGCAAGCAAAAAAAAAAAAUGCAUGAAUUGUCUAAUUUUAUGCCAAAGAAAAUUUGCCAACCACAAAAUGGAUUUCUGUCUGUAAAGAAUUAUAAGCCUAUCACUUUUCUUGUUCAAUGUUUAAUUUGUUACAAAAGUACAUUUUAUAUUGCCUUUAAUUUUAAAACUGGUUAUAUUUUGUGUUUUAUUUCACAGGAAUAGAUGGAAGUAUUGUUAACACGAGGUUCUUGAUUAUUAAGAAUUCAACAUUUUUACCUUUAAACGUGUCCAUGGUAGCCUGUGUGUGAUUGGUACAUCUUUUCUCCGUAUGUAAACCAUAUGUAUCUGUUUACAUUUUUUGUAUUCAUUCAUAUAUACUCCGUGCUUGUCACAAUAAUUUUGUGUCAUUGAAUCAUUGUGACUAUACAGAAGAAAAAUGGCAUGCAAUAGUUCUUGCUGCAAAUUAAAAUGUUAUUUUAAACUGUUA
Stegastes partitus (bicolor damselfish) is the source of this 5092-nucleotide messenger RNA. RefSeq names its product rho GTPase-activating protein 29-like. The transcript has 24 exons. Gene Ontology annotation, molecular function: GTPase activator activity. Gene Ontology annotation, cellular component: cytoplasm. NCBI's taxonomy places the organism in Eukaryota, Metazoa, Chordata, Actinopteri, Pomacentridae. Bases 265 to 4425 code for a protein of 1386 amino acids. The record is from RefSeq and is a predicted model, not a curated record. Gene Ontology annotation, biological process: signal transduction; activation of GTPase activity.